This is a messenger RNA of Exaiptasia diaphana, 1403 nucleotides long. Its product is annotated as adhesion G protein-coupled receptor L3. NCBI's taxonomy places the organism in Eukaryota, Metazoa, Cnidaria, Anthozoa, Actiniaria, Aiptasiidae. Gene Ontology annotation, biological process: G protein-coupled receptor signaling pathway. Gene Ontology annotation, molecular function: protein binding; G protein-coupled receptor activity. Gene Ontology annotation, cellular component: membrane. The record is from RefSeq and is a predicted model, not a curated record.
AGAACUAUAUUUUUACGUCUUUUUGUUGAGUUUAACGUGUGAAAGACGACGUUCAAUCUGUGACUCAAAGACGCAGAAUUCAAAGUCAAAACAACGCAUGGUCGACAUGAAGUUUAACUCUCUAAGUUUCUUGAUCAUGCUAGUAGCUUUUGGACUAGCAGAGGCAGUUGGAAAGUCAGCUCAAAGUAAUUCCAGCUGCUGGGUAUCAACCUUCAAUCAACCAAAUACUUCGAUUCUAUUCACGUGGUCAUCAGCGAAUCACGGCGGACUUUACGCAGUCCGGUUCUGGCCACUGUACUCAAAUCACAGCGUCGCCAGUAAGACUGUCAAUCAAUCCAGUUUCUUAGCAACACGUCUUGAGCCUUUCACAGUUUACAGAUUCGAUAUUCGCGAAGAAAGCAGCAAUUCACGCAUUUGUACCAUUACCAUCAGAACUAAAACAGGAAAACAUAAAAAUGGCCUUAAUACCAAGCGAUUCAAUUUCACUACAGUAUAUGUGGAAUGGAUACAAAUUAAGAGACUUGGCUUUUACACCACCUAUCGGGCCUUUAUUGAAUGGGGCUCYGAUGACAGUCGAUAUGUAGGCCUUGUUUACGAUGGUCCAAACACCUAUACCUGGGUUGUUAAGGAUUACAUCCCCUUAAACUACAGUUUCCAUGUCAAYUUUGAGUUCAAGAGUUAUAAAGAAAACUGUAAAAGCGUUCACAGCAAAGGCAUUACCUGGCCUGGAACGAAGAUAGGAGAAGUGGCAAGCUCACGGUGUCCUCACGGUGCUUAUGGUAAUGCGACAAGAAAGUGCAAGAAGGGAGAGAAGUUCGCAGUGUGGGAAGAACCAAAUUACAGCGAUUGCGUCUCGAUGGACAUCGCUUCAAUCCAUGAUAGUAUUUCAAAAGGACAUUCAGAUCCAGUAAAGAAUGCAAGGAAACUCGUCCAAGCUACAAAAGCCAACCGUCAUCAUAGAUAUUCCGGAGAGGAUAUCAAACUCAUCGUAAGCUCCUUGGAUAUUCUUGCAACUGAGAAAACCAUUCAUCAAGUGAAGUCAGCAGGAAAUCACACGAACAAGGAUGCCAACGAUCUUGCAGUGAGCGUUUUAAACGUUUCAAAUGGAAUUCUUGAUGAAGAGGCUUUAGCGUCAUGGAAACAGAUGCCGAAGACCUCCGCUAUAUCUCUUGCAAACAAAGUUAUUCAAAGUCUUGAUAAAAUAGCGGUUUUCCUGGUAUCAAACAGCGACAAACAUGACGUCACUGUCAGCACUGAUAACGUCGCGAUAUCUGUUAGAGCAGUACCGAGGGAUGAGACUGACACUGGCCAGUGGAUAUUCUCUACUGAUGGCAUGCGCGAUGGACAUUCUUCGAGUGUGUACGUUCCAGGGCCGGUUAUUGGAAGACAACAAACGGCACACG